AUGUCUGGAAUGGCCAUGCAAGAUGUGUUGCUGAAGGACCUUAUGGAGCUUCAGCUUGGGCAGAUCGACCUCCUCAUGGCUAUGUAUGCCUCCGAUAACGCAAUAUCCAUGGACUCAGCAUCGGCAGACACAAUAGAGAAGUUGAGAAGCUGGUGCGAAAACGGAGAUGAAGUGUCACCAAAGAUUCAUCAAACGAGCAUUGACCUCGUCCUCAGACUCGAUGACUUUGGAGACGAUGAUUCCUCGGCUCAUUUAUUACAGCUUACGCUGAGUGUGCCGUUGACAUGUCCAAGAGGAGAUCCAUUGAUAGACCCACCGUCAAUCAGGACCAGGAUACAACAGCCCGACUGGAUGAGCAAAGGAGACAUUGCGAAGCUGAAUUCAGAACUUCCAGACGAGGAUAUCCUUUCUGUCAUUGAACACAUCAAAGAAGCCGCCACUCAACACCUGGCAGGGCUGAAACAGGAUGAAGUAGCCAAUGCUCCGAUCCAGGAUACCACAAUAGUACGCGUGUGGUUCUACUUCCCCUCCAUCAGUACAAGAGCCAAACGAGAUGAUCUCGUCAACUAUGCCCCAACAUAUGGGCUCACUGGAUUCUUGCUAGCUGGAAAACCUGGAGUGCUGUGCCUAGAGGGAGGAUCAGUGGCAGUUGAUGACUUUAUGAAGUUCAUCAAGACAGAAAGCUGGGGUGAUAUCCCUGCCCACCACAAAAAGGUCAGUGAAAGAUAUCGGGAAGAAGCAACAGAUUUGAAGCGUGCCUUUGCGGACAUGCAAGAGAUCACCGACAUGAUUGAGAAGAGAGGAGCUAGGGGUAACCGUGGUGACAUGAAGGCUUUGGAAGCUUGGCUAGUGGAAUGCGGUCUUGGGGAAGCUUUUAGCAAAAUUCUGAUGUAG
This is a messenger RNA of Fusarium pseudograminearum CS3096, 894 nucleotides long. RefSeq lists its product as uncharacterized. The transcript has 2 exons. The record is from RefSeq and is a predicted model, not a curated record. Bases 1 to 894 code for a protein of 297 amino acids. NCBI's taxonomy places the organism in Eukaryota, Fungi, Ascomycota, Sordariomycetes, Hypocreales, Nectriaceae.